This is a messenger RNA of Prunus dulcis (almond), 2079 nucleotides long. Its product is annotated as cationic amino acid transporter 6, chloroplastic. The record is from RefSeq and is a predicted model, not a curated record. Gene Ontology annotation, molecular function: amino acid transmembrane transporter activity. NCBI's taxonomy places the organism in Eukaryota, Viridiplantae, Streptophyta, Magnoliopsida, Rosales, Rosaceae. The coding region runs from base 72 to 1838 and encodes 588 amino acids. Gene Ontology annotation, cellular component: plasma membrane. Gene Ontology annotation, biological process: transmembrane transport; amino acid transport. The transcript has 4 exons.
UUUCUUCUCACUCCAAUACCAAAACCCAGUUCCCAACACCUUCUUCAAUCUUCUUUCAACCCCAAACCUCAAUGGAGAUCAGCGGCUAUGUUCCUCAUGGGCCCUCCUCCUCCUUCUCAAGCUUCCGCGCCUAUCUCAGGGCUCUAGCCCAGACUCCGGCACGCCUUGCUCGCCGGGCCGGGUCCGUCUCCACCUCCUACGAUGAAAUGAGCGGCGUCCGCGCCCGCUCGGGUUCCGAUAUGCAGAAGACCCUCCGCUGGUUCGACCUCGUCGGCCUGGGCUUCGGAGGCAUGGUCGGCGCCGGCGUCUUCGUCACCACCGGCCACGCCAGCCGUCUCUACGCAGGCCCAGCCAUCGUCAUCUCCUACGCCAUUGCCGGCCUCUGCGCUCUCCUCUCCGCCUUCUGCUACACCGAGUUCGCCGUGGACAUGCCGGUCGCCGGCGGUGCCUUCAGCUACCUUCGCGUCACCUUCGGCGAAUUUUCGGCGUUUUUGACGGGCGCAAACCUGGUGAUGGACUACGUGAUGUCAAACGCCGCCGUUUCGAGGGGCUUCACCGCCUACUUAGGCACCGCAAUCGGGGUCCCUGCCGCUAAAUGGCGUUUCACGCUCUCCGCGCUCCCUGACGGCUUCAAUCAAAUCGACGUUGUUGCGGUUGUUGUCGUUUUAACAAUCACUCUCAUCAUCUGCUACAGUACAAGGGAGAGCUCGGUGUUGAAUAUGGUAUUGACGGCGGUGCAUAUAAUAUUCAUAAUGUUCAUGAUCAUACUCGGCUUCUGCACAGGGGACUGGAAAAACUUCACCGAACCGGCCGACCCGGCCCACCGGGCUGGGUUUUUUCCGAACGGGGUUUCAGGCGUGUUCAACGGGGCCAGCAUGGUUUACCUCAGCUACAUCGGCUACGACGCCGUAUCGACGAUGGCCGAGGAGGUCAAGAACCCGGUGAAGGACAUCCCUAUCGGCGUCUCGGGCUCCGUUUUGCUCGUCACCGUCUUGUAUUGCUUAAUGGCUGCCUCCAUGUCGAUGCUCCUUCCGUACGACUUGAUCGACCCGGAGGCGCCGUUUUCGGCGGCGUUUCGAGGCAAGUGGGAAUCGAACCUGAUCGGUGCCGGGGCCAGCUUCGGGAUUCUUACAUCACUGCUGGUGGCAAUGCUGGGCCAGGCUCGUUACAUGUGUGUUCUCGGACGGUCCAGCGUGGUCCCCGUCUGGUUCGCUAGGGUCCACCCCAAGACAUCCACGCCUGUCAACGCAUCCGCGUUUCUCGGUAUCUUGACGGCGGCUAUUGCCAUUUUUACUGACCUAAAUGUCCUACUCAACCUUGUAUCCAUCGGCACACUCUUCGUUUUCUACAUGGUGGCCAAUGCUGUUAUUUUCAGGCGUUACGUCGUUGUGGGUACAACCAAUCCGCGGCCGACAUUGUCAUUCCUGUGCUCAUUUUCCCUCACCUCAAUCAUCUUCUCCUUCAUUUGGCAAUUCAUGCCACCUGGGAAGCUCAAGGCCUUCAUGCUUUGUGUUACCGCAGCAAUCGCGAUUUCAAUGUUACAAAUCUUCCAUGGCAUGGUUCCACAAGUACGAAAGCCCGAGUUUUGGGGUGUCCCCUUGAUGCCAUGGCUGCCAUCCGUCUCCAUCUUCUUGAACAUAUUUUUGUUGGGGUCUUUGGAUAGGCCAUCCUAUGUUAGAUUUGGGGUCUUUUCAGCUGUUGCGGUGCUUGUAUAUGUUUUCUAUAGCGUUCAUGCUAGCUUUGAUGCUGAAGGAAGUGGGUCUCUCAGUCAAAAGAAUGGUGAAAUUCACAAAGAAUCAGCACAAGAAGAAAGUAAUGAUCCCCGUCUCGCAGUGUAGAAAUAAUAAGUUGCUUUGUUUAUUUAGUCAUUGACUUGGAAUGGUGAGGUUGAUGGAACAAAAAAGCGGGGAAAAAGAAGAAGAAAAGAAUAUUGCGGUUAGACUAGUACAGUUGCAUCUUUUUGCCCAAGGAACAAAAUGUAUAGUUGGUACUUGAAAAGCAGGCCUUAGGUUAAUAUUCCUUUAAUUAUACACUAGGUGAUGUAAUCCAUCAAACUUUAUGGUUGGAUGUUGACCUCAA